Molecule: messenger RNA, 4162 nt
Organism: Paramecium octaurelia
Lineage: Eukaryota; Ciliophora; Oligohymenophorea; Peniculida; Parameciidae
Source: the annotation of a GenBank genome assembly
AUGAAAUUUUUCUUAAAACGGACAGCUUUUCUGCUCGCUUAUACACUGAUAAUUUCAGUUUAUGCUUCACAAGAACUCGUUAAAGUAAACCAAAUUACCCAUUCAAAACUCUAUUGCGAAAUUUUGAAUGCCAUAGAUGAAAAUUUAUAAAUAAUAAAAUUAGAAAAUGGCAUGUUUGGAAUUGAAACAUCAGAUUCCAAUUAUUAGAUUUCAGUCAAUUCAACAAAUUAAUUAUACGAUUAUAAAGACUUUUUAAUAAUUUAGGAUGAAAAAGAAAUAGAUGUAAAAUGAAAAUUAUACUUUAGAUAAAUGUGUAUUUUAAUUUUGCUGAUUAUUAGAUAAAGAGCAAUUUCAUAGGUGGUCUAUUAUAUAAAUAAGUGAAAUUUAUUAUUGAUAAAGAGAAUCAAAUAUACGUUAAUAUAAUUACAUUUUCACAGACCUAAUUCAAAGAAAUUACUUUAAAGGAUUUUCGUAAAAUUAUUUUGAGAUAAAAAUCUGAUGAUCCUAAAUCAAUUUUCCUAUCAAUGAUUUUUAUAACACUACAGAACACUGCCUUAGAAAUAGAAAGUAUUAUUGGGAACUUCAAUUAAUUGAAUAAAAUUUGCGAGUUAAAUGAAUGUAAAACUGAUCUAAAGUUAUAAAGUUUGAUAGAAAAUAUAGAUGUUCUUUAAAUAUACCCCUAAAAUAUAUUGAAAGGUAAAUUCAUUAAUAAUCUUAGCCUAGUUUUCAAAGAAUAAGUUCCUUUAAGAUUUUAAUUUACUUAAUAAUAUGUUUUUUGCUAAUAUUUUAAGUGAGUUUGAAAUUCUUUAAAAAAUAAAUACUAAUAACUGUUCUUUGAUUACGUAAGAUUAAAUUCUAAUUAAUAAUUCUACAUAUUUAUGGCAAUAAGAGUUUUGUAGCAAUUCACAAAGUUACAUUUAUAUUAUUCAAACCAAAAAAAGUACAAUUUAUUAUUAAAUCCAGGUUAGGUUAUGACCUUAAAAAAUGGCAAAAUUUUAUCUUCUCUAUUGAAUCAAAAGAAUAAUAUUAACCAGAAAUUCUUAUCGAUAAACUUACAAUUUUAAUUUAGAAAUCAAAUUGCAAAUCUUUGGAAAGUAUCAAAAAGUUAUUAAAAAUUAAUGGUAUCCUUUUAUAGCAAGAAUAAAUCUCUAUAGAAUCAGAAUCCACUUACUCUAAAUAUUAGUCCUCAAUAUUCACUGGAGAAGUGGAGUAGAAAGACAUCAAUUUGAUUAUUGAAUCAACUUAAAACUUUUAAAUUAAAGAUAAUUCUGAUAAUGAAUCUAACAAUAUUUAAACUUUUUAUUUAUCACAUAAUUUAGAUUAGAAACCAAUAUAUAAAACAUUAAAUGGAAUUUAUACUCCUUAAGACCCAGAAAUUUUCUUAAUGGAUGAUGAUUUCUAAAUUUAGAAAGAAUUAAAUAGUGAAAAAAAUGAAGAACCAAAACUACAAUAGAGUGAAGAAUAGAAAGAAUAGAAAUAAAGUUUAAUAUAGAAGGAAGAUGAAAAAGAGUAAAACUUGGAUUUUAUAGUAUAUGAAGAUCCAAUUGGCUGGGAAAAUUAAGAUAGUUAGGAAAUAGAAGUGUUUGAAUAUAAUGAGGAUUUGCAAACUUUUAGCAAACAAACAUCAAUCCAAAGUAGCGAACAAGUUGAAACACAAAACAGUGAUUAAAAACAAUAAAUUUUUUAGAGAGAUGUCAAUAGUUAGUAAGAAUCAAAUUAAAUACUUUAAUUGCAAUAGAUUUCUUCAUAAAACCAGAUUAAUUAAUAAGAUGGUAUGAUUAUUGAAUAAUAAGCAACAGUUGAAGAAAUCAUUUUAGAUGAUUAAGAUAAUUCGCAAGUUUAAGAUUUGAAUAUUCAAUAAUAAUAGUAAUUUUAAUCAUCCUAAUAACACUAAUAAUAAUCAUAAUAGUAAUCUUAACAAUAUCAAUAAUUUUAAUAAUAACCAUAAUAGUAAUUGUAAGAACAAUAAUAAUCAGAGACAUAUUCAACUUAAUAUAAUCAGUCGGAUAUUCGUGUUAAUUCAGAUAAUAAAAGAUAUAGAUAAUAGUCAGAGGAUAUUUACGAUAAUCCAGAUAACUACAAUGAAUAUUACGAAUCUACAUCUUUUUAUAGUGAUUAUGAUAGCUAAUAUGAUUUUCAUCCUAGAAGACAUUUAACCCAUCAUCAUAGAUCCCCUUAAAUAAAACAUUUUCAUCAUCAUCAUCAUAAAAUAUCUUAAAAUGAGAGAGAGUAUGAAAAUUAAAAUUUAAAUGGAUAGAGUUAUUCAGGCCAAAAAUUCAAUUUAAGAGGAAAUAGAAAAAAUAUUGAUUAUGAAGCAUCUCAAGAUGAUACUAUUCCCAUAAUUGCAGAUAGAAUUAUUAUAGAAUAUAAUUUUGUUAAUGCAAAAUAGGAGGAUAUAAAACUACAUGGAGAUGAAGAUGAAGGAAAACCUAAUAAUAAGAAAGGAGAAGAAGAUGAAGAUGAAGAGGAAUCAAAAAAGGAAAAGUCAAAUAAAUCAAAAUCAAAUAAAAGUCAAGAAGAAGUAGAAGAUAAUGCAUAAGAAGGAGAGAAUUAGAAUAAGGAAUCAUCAUAAAAAAAAAAUAAAUCUUAAAGUACUGCAAACAAUAAGACAUAAAAUAAAAGUUAAGAUAAAAAUAAGGAAAGUUCUAAAAAUAAAGCAUAAGAUAAGAGUUAAUAGAGAGAAAAUGAUAAAGAGAAAGAAAAACCUAAGGAGAAAGAGAAGGAGAAGGAGAAGGCAAAAGAGAAACCAAAGGAGAAGGAGAAGGCAAAAGAGAAACCAAAAGCUAAAGCUAAAGCUCAGGCUAAUACUGAUGAUGAGGAUAAAGAAAAAGAGUAAGAGCAGGAAUAAGAAUAAGACUAAGAAUAAGACUAAGAGUAAGAUUAGGGAGAUGGAGAUGGAGAAUAACAGAACGAAGACUAGGAGAAUUAAGAGGAAAAAAAUGAAGAAAGGGAAAAUGCAGAUGAAGGAGGACAAGACUAAGAGUAAGAGAAUAAUGAAGAGAAAGAAAAUGGUGAAGAAAAAGAAAAUGGAGAGGAAAAGGGUGAAGAGAUGGAUGAAGAUGAUUAAUGGAGAGGGUUCAGUUCAAAAGACAAGGAAAAAAAAAAGGGUAAAAGCAAAGGCAAUGGAAAUAAAGAGGAGGAAGGGGAAGAGGAUGAGGAAUUGUAUGAUGGAAAUGGAAGAUACAUAAGAAAUCAUCCUUAUUAUUAACAUAGAAAGAAUAAAAAAUCACAUUAUCCAUAUAACUAUCCAGGUAGAUACCCUGGGGAUGAAAUAUUUGAUGAAGAUUUAUUAUGGAGAUACAGAUGCAUGAAUAGACAAAACAGAUUUUAAAAUUUUGGAAAUCCAUUUAAUGGUUAUCCUUAUAGACAUCAUUAAAGUGUUAAUUCAAACCCAUUUUAUAAUGGUAAUCCAUAAUUAAGACUUAAUCCAUAUACUAGAUAGACAUCUAGUACAAGUUGCGUUCCUUGGAUGGUUCGAUAAAAUUAUCCUCCAUAUCCAGGCUAUGGAAGGUACUCAAAUUUCUAUAGGGGAAAAUAUUAAGAUCCAGACUAUCAAUUAAGAGAAAUGUGGCUUAGAUAGCAAUAAUAAUAACAAUCGAAACAGCAAGUUUAGAGAUACAGAGAUUAAGUUGGGUAUUUUAAUUGUUAUGGUUAUGAUGACAUGAGACCAAAUUAUUAUGAGGCAUAUUAAGGAAUAGUAGAAGACGAUCCUAGAUAUUAGGUGUAUAAUAGGAAUAUUGAUGAUCCAAAUGUUUUUAGUCCAUUUGAUGAAACUGUCCAUUAUGGACACAAUUAUGUUAGUCAAAAGCAUUUUAAUGCAAAAUAGGAAUCGAAACCAUUGAGUCAUAGAAUGGUGUAAAAGAAAGUAGACUUCUAAUAGCAAGAGAAUAAUAGUUGUUUAUAAGUGUUUGACUAGUGUUAUUAUAAGGGAAGAAGUGUAAAUUUAUGUGGAGAGUAUCCAGUAAUACCAUAAGGUUUGAAUGGAUUCAAAAUAUUUUCUUAUAUUGUGCCUGAUAAUCUUGAAAUUAGAUUUGCAUAAUCAGAUUAGAAUGAAGGUAAUAUCUAUUUAUAUAUCUAGAUAAUGUAUCUGAUAUUUCUGGUUCUGAGGAAUGUUUGCAAAUACCUUAUGAAUUAAUACCACAAUAAUAAUGAUGAAUUUAAU